This is a messenger RNA of Cinclus cinclus, 1688 nucleotides long. It is a transcript of the gene PMCH, whose product is annotated as pro-melanin concentrating hormone. Gene Ontology annotation, molecular function: type 1 melanin-concentrating hormone receptor binding; melanin-concentrating hormone activity. The record is from RefSeq and is a predicted model, not a curated record. Lineage: Eukaryota; Metazoa; Chordata; Aves; Passeriformes; Cinclidae. The transcript is spliced from 3 exons. Bases 1188 to 1688 code for a protein of 166 amino acids. Gene Ontology annotation, biological process: chemical synaptic transmission; behavior.
AGGCAAGUACAGGCUCUACAGUAAGGAAAUGAAAACAACGAGAAGCAACAUUUCUGUUUGAGAGAGAUGCUUUGCCCAGAAAGGAUUAAAUGCACUUUCCUCAUUACGAGAUGAGGUUACAGCAAAAAUGUUUCUUUGCCAAAAUCUGCUUAGUCCAGCAUGACAUAUCUUCCUAUGAAAUAUCAUACCAAGACGUCACUUGGGCAAGGCAGGUGCUUUUCCAGGAAGUUUAGCAGGGAACAGUGGCAAAUUUCCUAGUGCUUUGCCUUGAAUAGCAGCACCAUAUUUGGUUCCCUGAACUAAGCUAAAGGACAAAACAUGAAGUACUAGCUAAGAGGCACACGGACACUGAAUGUGUGGUUUCGAUCACUGACAUUAAGAGAUUAGCUAACUUUCAGAUGGCCCUAUUUGCUUUCCAGAUAUGUCAGAAAACCCCUAACCAAACAAAAACAGCCAAAAAACCCAAAGAACAAAACAAAACAAAAAAAACCACAAAAAACAAAAAACCCAACCCUGUCCUACACAACAACAAAACAAUAGUAUGCAGAAACUUCCACAUUUCUUUCCCCAGGGUAAGUGAUACAUUUCAAAGACAUUUUAAACUAAAAACUGCAGUUUACAGACAUCAAAACACAAAUUAUUUCAGCUUCAACAUGGUAGCACUGUAAGUAAGCUAUCAUCUAAUUGCAAGAAUUUCAGCUCUUUAGUGAUUCCAGCUUUGAUCAAAAGGUAUGAUGCCUCAUGCCUUAGCAACAGUCCUGUUUACUUAUGUAGAUUAGUUCCUCUUCUUAAAUUGCUUUAACCAGAGGUAAGGCUUUACAAAAAACAAAUGGACAUCACUUUUUCUGUGAACUUUGUUAUACUGAUUCACCAAAAAGAACUAAUCUGUUCUAAAAACAUGCAAAGAAACAAAUUAGGCAUGACAAAGAAAUGUUUUAGUUCUAAACAGGUGGGAUUAGAAGGAUUAUAGAAAAGGUCACACCUUAAUAUGAGUCAUUUUAAAAGAAUGAACUCAUCAGCCAUUGAAGUAGUUUCCAUUCAACCUGUAAAAUAUAUAAAGUGUGCCAUUCCAGAAAUGGAAAACAGUUAUUUACCACUGGAAAAGCUUUCUCAGAAUUUGAGAAGUGCUGAACCUCAAUGCAAGCAUUAAAUAACUAAAAAAAAAAAAAAAAUUAAAAAAAUAAAAAAUGUGUAUUUCAUCAUAUAUCCUAAUUCUGUCCCUUCUCUCUCUUUUUUCUCAAGGUUUUCUACUCUCCAAAUCUCUGCAAGAGGUAGAAGAUGAUGAUGUGUUGCUAACUACAUUAAAUCUAGGAAAAAAUCUACAAAAUGGAGAUAAAACUAUGAACAAGGGAGCUAUACCUUUGCUGAAGCACUACAAGACUGAAGACAGCAGUGUUUUCAAUGAUAAGAAGGCUGGAAACGUGAAUUUUUUGGACAGAGGUUCCAGACAUGAUUUCUUCAGUCAUGUUAUGCCAAUCAACUUUGGUAGAAAGCAACUACCACCUUAUCCUGCACUGAAGGGCACUAUGGCUUUUCCAGCUGACACUGAAAUUCAAAAUACUGAGUCAAUACAGGAAAGAGAGACCACAGAUGAAGAAAAUUCAGCUAAAUUCCCUAUAGGAAGAAGGGAUUUUGACAUCCUCAGGUGUAUGCUGGGAAGAGUCUAUCGACCUUGUUGGCAAGUGUGA